Messenger RNA from Exophiala mesophila, 1047 nucleotides. RefSeq lists its product as uncharacterized. The transcript has a single exon. The record is from RefSeq and is a predicted model, not a curated record. Lineage: Eukaryota; Fungi; Ascomycota; Eurotiomycetes; Chaetothyriales; Herpotrichiellaceae. Bases 1 to 1047 code for a protein of 348 amino acids. Gene Ontology annotation, molecular function: oxidoreductase activity, acting on the CH-OH group of donors, NAD or NADP as acceptor.
AUGCCUUCGCCAUCUGAUUUUGCCGUGCCACCCGGGUCUCUUGUGGUAGUUACUGGGGCGAACGGUUUCAUCGCCAGCCAUGUCGUGGAUCAAUUACUUCAGCUCGGCUACCGAGUGCGAGGCACUGUUCGAUCGCUGAAGAGAGGCGGAUGGACGGUCAACUACUUUGGGAACAAGUAUGGCGCAGGAAAGUAUGAAGUGGUCGAAGUGGCGGAAAUGGGAAAUCCCGGAGCAUUCGACGAGGUGGUCAGAGGAGCAUCAGGGUACAUCCAAAUGGCGACACCGGUCAUGGAAUCGUACGACCCAAAUGUUGCCGUGCCCAAUGUGGUGAACGGAGUCCUUAACGGGUUGAAGGCCGCAGCGAAUGAGCCUUCGAUCAAGCGGUUUGUGCUAACAUCAUCCUCGACGGCUGCAACGAGCCCCAUCCCGAACAAAAAGUUCUCGGUCGACGAAAAGACGUGGAAUGACGACGUGGUGAAAGAGGCUUGGAAACCUCCGUAUGAAGGAGUGCAGAAGAAGUUGGACGUGUACACCGCCACCAAGACUGAGAGUGAAAAGGCAGCAUGGAAGUUCAUGGCCGAGAACAAACCAGGCUUUGUCCUCAAUGCCGUGUUGCCUAACGCCAAUAUUGGCAAAGUACUUUCACCUGAGAAUCAGGGUGCUCCCAGCACAGUCGGAUGGGUCAAAGCCCUAUGGGAUGGUUGGGAAGGUAACGAAGACCUGAGAGAGAAUCCUCCUCAGUACUAUGUGAAUGUGCAAGACAACGCAAAGGUCCAUGUCGGGGCACUACUCUGUAAGGAUGUCAGCAAUGAGCGUCUAUUCACCUGGGCGCAUCCGUAUAACUGGAACGACAUGCUGGCGAUUCUGAGAAAGCACUAUCCGCAGAAGAAGUUCAUCGACGAUGAUCCAAAUAUUGGAAGGGAUUUGAGCCAGGUCAGCAACCAGCGCGCCGAGGAGAUAUUAAAACGCUUCAGCGGCAGCGGCUGGACGAGUCUUGAAGAGUCGAUCGUCGAUGCGGCAUCUUCAUGGGCAGAGUCGCCCAAAUGA